Salmo salar (Atlantic salmon) is the source of this 1341-nucleotide messenger RNA. Lineage: Eukaryota; Metazoa; Chordata; Actinopteri; Salmoniformes; Salmonidae. The record is from RefSeq and is a predicted model, not a curated record.
AUGUGGAACGAUUUCUGUCUAACAGAAGGUUCUAGGUGUUCUGCGGGGAAUGAGUUCUCUACAGAAGGUUAUAUGUGGAACGAUUUCUGUCUGACAGAAGGUUCUAGGUGUUCUGCGUGGAAUGAGUUCUCUACAGAAGGUUAUAUGUGGAACGAUUUCUGUCUGACAGAAGGUUCUAGGUGUUCUGCGUGGAAUGAGUUCUCUACAGAAGGUUAUAUGUGGAACGAUUUCUGUCUAACAGAAGGUUCUAGGUGUUCUGCGGGGAAUGAGUUCUCUACAGAAGGUUAUAUGUGGAACGAUUUCUGUCUGACAGAAGGUUCUAGGUGUUCUGCGGGGAAUGAGUUCUCUACAGAAGGUUAUAUGUGGAACGAUUUCUGUCUGACAGAAGGUUCUAGGUGUUCUGCGUGGAAUGAGUUCUCUACUGAAGGUUCUAGGUGUUCUGCGGGGAAUGAGUUCUCUACUGAAGGUUCUAGGUGUUCUGCGGGGAAUGAGUUCUCUACAGAAGGUUAUAUGUGGAACGAUUUCUGUCUGACAGAAGGUUCUAGGUGUUCUGCGUGGAAUGAGUUCUCUACAGAAGGUUAUAUGUGGAACGAUUUCUGUCUGACAGAAGGUUCUAGGUGUUCUGCGUGGAAUGAGUUCUCUACAGAAGGUUAUAUGUGGAACGAUUUCUGUGUGACAGAAGGUUCUAGGUGUUCUGCGUGGAAUGAGUUCUCUACUGAAGGUUCUAGGUGUUCUGCGGGGAAUGAGUUCUCUACUGAAGGUUCUAGGUGUUCUGCGGGGAAUGAGUUCUCUACAGAAGGUUAUAUGUGGAACGAUUUCUGUCUGACAGAAGGUUCUAGGUGUUCUGCGUGGAAUGAGUUCUCUACAGAAGGUUAUAUGUGGAACGAUUUCUGUCUGACAGAAGGUUCUAGGUGUUCUGCGUGGAAUGAGUUCUCUACAGAAGGUUAUAUGUGGAACGAUUUCUGUGUGACAGAAGGUUCUAGGUGUUCUGCGUGGAAUGAGUUCUCUACUGAAGGUUCUAGGUGUUCUGUGUACAGUGAGUUCUCUCUGAAAGUUUACCUCUCUGUCCUAACAGAGGUAUAUUGUGCCAGAUGUCCUCAUCCUCCUCUCCCCCACCCUUCUCUCUCCACCCCUCCUCUAUCGUCCUCCUCCUCUCUCCGUCCCCCAUCUUCAGACGUCUCCUGCAGAGUCCUGUCUCUCUCUUCUCCUCAUCCUCCUCUCCCCCACCCUUCUCUCUCCACCCCUCCUCUAUCGUCCUCCUCCUCUCUCCGUCCCCCAUCUUCAGACGUCUCGUGCAGAGCCCUGUCUCUCUCCUGUCCUCACCAGAGGUUUCCUGCAUAG